AUGACACUCCGAGAUAGUUUCAUAUCAACGUCCAGUUCUAACACAUAUCCAUCCACCAUGUCUACUUCAUCUUCAUCUGCACUGGGACUCACUGACUCUCCCCUACGACCUAGACUUCGUUCAAUGAUCUCUUCCGCUCCAUCAUCUCCCAGAUCUGAUGUAAAGGUGAGAUCGAAGCCUUCGUCACAACAACUUCGACAGUCCUCUUCCAAAAAUUCCCUGUACCAGGAAGCGACAGUGAACGCUGCUCGCAAAGUCACCCAGCACAACUCUAGAGAUCAAGUACAAACCAUCCACACUAAACCAUCCAAAACCAACUUGGGUGGUUCUGAAGCCGGAUCAAGACCUUCUUCAAGAGCUGGAACCAAUGCAUCACUGUCCAGACCAACUACAGUGCCCGCCAGAGCGAUCUCUUCGAACCCAAUGACACCCACUAAGACAACAUCGAGUAGUCGUGUUACCCAACAGGAUCAGCCUCCAAGAGCACAAAUCACUCAACCUUCACACGAGUUCGCCCCUCAUCGUCCCCCUUCCAGCCGAAGAGUACCGGUUCCAAAACAACUUGUUUCUCCGGCUAGAACGGAGGUUACGUUAGCAGAGGAGUGGGAAGCAGAAAUGGUCAGAGAUACUCGCCAGCUUGAUAUCCGCGCAUUUGAUACACCUGCAGGUGGGAAAGGUAUAUCGGCUGAAGAAAAACAGGAACAAAGACAGAAAGAUAUGGAAUGGGAAAGAGCCGGAAUAUGGGAGACUGGAAGAGAUCCUGCAAGGGAGGCUGAAGAUAGAGUCAGAAGAGAUAUAGGAAGAUAUGUUGCUUUCCCCCCUACUUUGCCAAGAGUACCAGUACGUGCUGCUCCGACUGGGGUUACCUCUGUCCAUAUAGGAGUUAGGCCAAGGCUGCAUCCACUCCGCGCAUCCGAUUCGAUGUUGAGAAAUCAACCUGAUGACACUCUUCCAAUUCCACUCUUCUCACCCUCUUCUGAUAACGCAGACUUAUCAGAAGAAUCACAUUGGGGAAAUCACAACACCCGUUACGACCCCGCAUUGGCUGAGAAAGCUCGGAAAGAAUAUGAAGAUUGGAAAGCAAAAAAGGCAGAACGAGAGGGUGGUAUAGCAGAUUCUGAUACUUUUGGAACAAGAGACUGGAUUCCAAGAGCAAGAGAAGUCGCUAGACCAGGCGCUGUAGAAGGGAUCGCACAUUCAGAAGAAUACGAAAAUCAUCACCAUACAAUCCCCAGAUUACCUCAUCCGACGCUGUCACAGCCAAAUCGAGCUAGACAGACAAGAACUUCUGAGAAUCAGCCUUUGAAGGUUAAAGAUGUCAGUGAGGCAAAGAAAAAUGGACAAGUGCUUGAAACACAAUCCCAGCAUCAUGGACAAGAGCGUAUGCCAGAAUAUAUGUCUCAAGCGCAAUGUUGGGGAUAUCCUGAUCCUUAUGGAAUGGCCUACCAUGAUAAUGGAACGGGAACGGGACAGGUGCAUGGUAUAGAAGGAUAUUAUCCAGAACAAGGAUAUUGGGAUCCGUCUUAUUGGUGGGGCAUGGGACUGAUUGCAGAUGAUCCACGAGUAGUUCCAGACUACCAUGGCAGAGCAGCUCAACACGUUGAUGCAAUUCCAACACUACCCAAUCAAUCCAAUGCAGAAGACUCUACACCCCUCAUACCUGUGGAGAGGUAUGAUGAGCCGUAA
This is a messenger RNA of Kwoniella shivajii, 1686 nucleotides long. RefSeq lists its product as uncharacterized. NCBI's taxonomy places the organism in Eukaryota, Fungi, Basidiomycota, Tremellomycetes, Tremellales, Cryptococcaceae. The record is from RefSeq and is a predicted model, not a curated record. The coding region runs from base 1 to 1686 and encodes 561 amino acids. The transcript has 3 exons.